AAGAAGAAAGUGAAUUAAGUAGAUGUUUCAAACAUAUAGAUGUACUUUCAAACAAAGUGCGUGAACAAUGUCAAAAUGAAAAGUAUCGUGUUGAACAUAUUAAACAACAAUUAAGUAAACUAGAACACGAAAAUACCCUGCUUAAAAAGCGUUUGGAACAAAGCAAUAUAGAAAACAAUCGUUUGCGAAAAGAAAGGGACAAAUUUAAAAAUGUAUCACAAGAGUAUUGCUAUAAUCGGAAACAUCCUAUCAGUAACAACGAAUUAAGCAAGUCCGACGAAAUGCUGAGUGAACUGAGACUUCAAAUAAGAGCCGACGCUAAACGAUUGAAAGAUUUUGAAAAAGAAAGUAAUGAAAUAAUUUUUUCACUAGAAAAGAAAUUGAAACAUACUGAGAAAAAUUUAUUUCAACGUGGGCGGACAAUACAAGAGUUAACCGAAAAGUUAAACGGGACAAAAUCGACUAGAAAUAUAUAUACCGUCCAAAGGCAUAAAGUAAACAAAGAAAUGUGUAGAUUAAAUGAGGUGUUACAGCACACACUUUCAAAACUUCAUGAUACAGAGAUUGAACUAGAAGAAACAAAAACCAGGCUAAGUAAAGCAAUGGGGGUACGGCUGACAGACAACAAUCCAAAUAUUGCCGAUUUGAGUGAUAGAAAUCGGCCAACAAAACUCGCCGAAAGAUUUACAGAGCUUUAUGAUAAUCAAUGGACAGAUGCGUUUGAAUGCAUAUAUAAAUAUUGUCAUUCAGAGACAAAAACAAUAGACAUCCUUUUAUAUAUACUUCAGGAUAGCAUGACAUUCUGCCAAUUCAAAGAACAGGAACAGAUGCAGCAAUUACAAUGUGCGUUCGAACUGUCAUACAAACAGGUACACAGAAAGUGUUCAAAUGAUUCACCAAAAUCUUUAAAAGACUGUAGAAAAGCAUUAUCAUCGUACGCCAUGAGGAAUUUGUAUGAGAUGUAUAUCUCGCAUAUUAAAGAUUCUGAAGAUCGAGUCCUAAAUAAAGCGUUGGAAAUUGGUUUGUUUACUAAAGAAUGUAUUGAGUUAUGCUGGCUAAUGGCGAUACAAGACCCGCCAAUUGUAUUUGCUGAUGAGUUAAGAAGAGGAUGUAACUUUGAUACAAACUUAUUGAAGCCUUAUACCACCAGUGGUACAUUUGUUGAUUACAUUGUGUGGCCGGCCCUACUCUUGUAUAAAAAUGGACCAGUUUUGGUGAAAGGUGUAGCACAGGGCUACGGAAGAAAAUCCGACAAUCAGCAAAUGCAGUUUGAUAAAUCUAAAGAUGAUAAUGUCUCACGGUUGAGCAAAAGUGAAAGGAAUAAUGAUUCAAGGAAAAUGAACAUUGACAGAAACUCACAAAAAGAUGAAUCUGGAGGGUUCUAUUUUGCAAACAUACCAGGUCAAAGUCAUUUUAAUACAGCCAAAAGAUUUAGUGUCUUUAGAAAAGCAAGUCACAUUCCAAUUGGAUUUGAUUUGGUAAACACUGAGUUUAGCAAAACAAAUAACGAUACAUAGAACAAAAGACACGUGAAACGUUAGAAGUUCUGUCUCUAAAAAUAAGUAAAAAUGUAGAAAAAACAACAAACAAACAUUGUUGGGAACAAGAGAAACGGUAUGUUAUAGACAAAAUAAGAAUACAGUUAGAGGGACAUGCAAGUGAAAAUUGUCUAAAAAUAUGGCGAGCGUUAGUAAAUUGGAUGACAAUUUACAAUACAUUUUACAUUGUAAUCCUCUUAAAAACUAAUCAAUAAUGUUUCACACAUUUAAACAUAUGUAAUAACCUUGCAUACUCUAUUUUGCAUCAUCUGAAUUAUGUAUAUGUAUUCAUAUAAUCGUUUACAUUUGUAUGAUAUAUUUGUUUUGUUUUCCUGUAUUUUUCCCCAGAUUUAAGGGUAAUAUUUAUAUUUAAAACAGUCAAAAAUAGACCACCCUACUAAUCAAUCAUGUAUUUAUUUUAACAAAUCAGUGCAUUUUUAAAAUUCUUGAUAGAUGGUUAGCCAUUUCUGUCAAAUUAUGUUAUUCUUUCCUGUAUAAAUAAAAGGAACACGACCACGCCACUAGUGUAUCUUUAAUAGAUAACUGUUAAUCCAGUGAUAAAAUGAUGUAAACUUUAUAAAAAAAGCCGUAUAGUUGUAACAGUUGUAGUUGACAACCGAAGUUCUUCAUGGUAAAACUAAUCAAUGAUAUCCACAUAUAAACCAUAUAUGUUAUAUUUUUGAUUCUUAAAGAUUGUUCAACAUGGCAUUAUUCCUGUGUUGGUGAUACUAUUAGUUAUUUAUAUUUGACUUUAUCCUAAUUGGGUGGUUCCAGUAUUCCUUACAUGAGUAAUGUUUAAUCACCCUAGGAUAUGUUGCCGGUUUUUUUAGUUUGCCUUUUGACAGCUAUCUGUGAUAUGCAGGCUUCAUUACAUCUGAUCUUUCUCUAGUUCCGCCCAUUGUUUUUUCGUUCAGGCCACACACAUUCUUUUAAAGUACCUAAGGGACCUUGCACCGCUUUUCAAGGAAUGACACUCGCGUGUUGCAUUGAAGGUUCUUAGUUAACCACCGUAUAAACACAUCUGUUAUUGUUGGUUUUUGUUUGAAGCAGCACCACAAACUUUACGGCAAUUUGGCAAGAUUGUAUUUGAUUAAAAUACCUUUAUUUGUUGCAAUACAUCAUAAACAAGAACAAAACUCGGCAAUAACACUGGCGACAGGAUAAAAUUCAUUAUGAUAAAUGAUUAAUGGACUUGCUUUUGUUUGCGGGUUUGCUUACUACUAGUAGCUUUCUAAGUCCAUAUCAUCAAUUCUUGUCAAAUAAAAUGUUGACUACAGAAAUUUUAAAAAAGAUGAGCGUAAAAAUAUUUGUAUGAAUAUUAAUAUAUAACCCGACUGUUACACUAGACCAAAUAAUAAAACAACAAGUUGUAUAACCGGGAUAUAUAACAGGUUUUGCCUGGUGAAUUAAUUUGCAUGAUACUUUAAAUAUGAAAAUAAAGUAAAUUUUCUUGCGUUUUUUUUUUCUUAAUGGCAUAACUCUCGAUUCAAAGAUCAAACCCUCACAAAAGAAGAUAAAAUUUUAUCGCAAUUAAGACAAUCACUAUAACUUUGAAUUACUUUAGUUGAGAAACGUUAGGGUAACCUUUGAACGUCUUUCUUUAUCCCGAUGUACAUCUGCAUAUAAAUUAAAACAGUUGCAACUACUUUAUUUGCAUCGUAUGAGACAUAAAAAGAGAAUAUUUUUGUGUACUAAGUUAUAUACAUGUAUAAUACGAGAAAGUGAGAAAACUUCGUGCUCGUGACAAUAUUGUAAUGUUGUCUUUACUUAGUGUGAUCCAGAGCAUAUUCACCAAAGCAAACAAAUAUUCUCUUUCAUGAAGUCGAUCUGAGCUAGGAAGCUACAAUGGUAUCAAAUCUUUUACUCUAUGCUUACACUGCAUUUCUCUGAGUCAAAGAAGUCAAAUAUCUAACAAUAUAUUGACCUUAACAUUUGGAGAGAGUUAUUAAUACCGGUACAUGUAGUUUCGAAAUCUUAAGGCUUACAAAUUUAUAAUUACUUAGAAUUAUUAGGAAAUAAAUUAAUCAAAACCUUGUUUGCAUUUAAAGAGUAUCUAACAUAUUGUCUAGUGUAUUUGUAAGGCAAAUAUCAACAGUGAUAAUGAUUAACAUGUUUGGAAUAAAUAUAACUUGAUCCAUGUUAACAUGGCCAUCUCCCGCCGAAUGUGUUUGCUCAUUGGAAGAAUGUAUAUGAAGUAGAGCAGAAUAAUUCAAUUUUAAGAGGUCUUUUGGUAUUAAAAACUGAUGGCUGAAGUGAUUACUGAUUUGAGACGUAUAUGAAUACUGAUGACUGAAAAUAACA
Ruditapes philippinarum (Manila clam) is the source of this 3839-nucleotide messenger RNA. RefSeq lists its product as uncharacterized. Gene Ontology annotation, cellular component: mitochondrial outer membrane. The record is from RefSeq and is a predicted model, not a curated record. The transcript has 7 exons. Bases 282 to 1517 code for a protein of 411 amino acids. Lineage: Eukaryota; Metazoa; Mollusca; Bivalvia; Venerida; Veneridae. Gene Ontology annotation, biological process: mitophagy by internal vacuole formation; mitochondrial protein catabolic process.